AUGGUUGUUGCGAUUGUAACCGGCGCUUCGAGAGGACUCGGUAGGGCCAUUGCCCUUCAGCUAGCGGAUGAUGGGAUGAAUCUUGCAGUCAACGAUAUCCCAGCGCAACUUCCAGAUUUGGAGUCACUAAAGGAAGAAAUUGAGAAAAAAGGACGACGUGCCAUUUGUGUUACAGGUGAUGUCAGCAAGGAAGACCACGUUCAGAGCAUGAUCAAGCAAACCGUUGACAGUUUUGGCGAGCUGAAUGUGAUGGUUGCUAAUGCUGGCAUAAUCGUGCCCAAACGACUGUUUGAUCUUACUCUAGCUGAGUGGGAAAGGGUUCAAGCGGUCAAUGCUACGGGCGCAUUUCUCUGUUAUCGCGAAGCGGGCCGUCAAAUGGUGGCUCAGGGGAAGGGAGGAAAGAUCAUAGGUGCCUGCUCCAUUGCCGGCUAUCGUCCGUCCGGCAAUGCCCUGGCAUACUCGGCGAGUAAAUGGACUGUCAGAGGACUGACCCAGGGAGUUGCUCUUGACCUCGCUCAGUACAAUAUCAAUGUUAACGCAUAUUGUCCCGGACCAGUCGGUACUGCGAUGUGGGAAGAGAUCGAUGAAAGCGUUGCAAAGAGAGAUGGCCUAGCCAAGGGAGAGGCAUUUGAGAAGUCCAUCCAGGCUCGGUCUGCCCUCAAACGCGCCUCGACACCGGAAGACAUCGCAAACCUUGUCUCGUUCCUAGCCAGUCCAAAGUCUAGAAAUAUUACCGGUCAAUCCAUGAUCUGUGAUGGUGGCAUCACAUUUUCUUAG
Molecule: messenger RNA, 777 nt
Organism: Penicillium concentricum
Lineage: Eukaryota; Fungi; Ascomycota; Eurotiomycetes; Eurotiales; Aspergillaceae
Exons: 12
Coding region: 1-777 (258 amino acids)
Molecular function (GO): oxidoreductase activity, acting on the CH-OH group of donors, NAD or NADP as acceptor
Source: RefSeq, a predicted model, not a curated record